AUGAGUCAUUUUGCAUCGUACUUAGACGUCAUCGACGACAAAACCCACGGUCUCCUCGAGCCGCCUUCGGUUGCCUACAGCAACGUCACAGUACGACGUGCCUUCAUAGUGUGGAUGUACUGCGGUCAAAAGAACAAGUUCCAAGACGUCUGCAACUACUUCCAUUACUUAGAAGCACUGGAAGAGAAGUUAUCGGCCGAGGGUCGUGCAUCGAGUAGACACCACGAGUUCGAUCUUUUCACAAAUCAACCACCAACGUCCACAUUUUUGGCGCUUAAUUUUCCAAAGCUAUACACCGAAUCACUGCUGCAACAGCAUAUUGCUAAAGUAGAAUCGUGUAAACAUGACGCAAGUGUAAUUAAAAUGCAAGAAUUUGACAAGAUCGUUCAGAAAAGCGGAACCUCAGGAAACGAGAUAGUAGAAGCGAGUAAAAUGAUAAGAAACUAUUGUAAAAUGCAUAUGAAGACGUUGGAAAGAUUUCUGAAAGAGUUCAAAGAGCACACAGAGAAAUGUGGCCUCUCCAAUACCGUUGGAAACGUGGCAUUUUAUAUCAAGCGAAAAACAAUCCAAGCUGAGAUAGAACUAGAAGCGAAUUACGCUAUGACUUUGGAACUACUCGCUAGAAAUGAUGCAGCAGUUGAAGAAUUAUCUACAAAUAUUCAAGUUCAAUGUAAAACUGUUCGGGCACAGUCUGAAAUUCUAAGGGAACGUAAUUCGUUAAAUGCUAUUAAUACUAAAACACUCGUAGCAGGUAAAAAUUGUAAAAAAAUCAGUUAUGAAAUGCCAAACGUAUCCAACAGCAAAUUAAGGAAGGAGUUCGCUAACAAAUUUCAAAUAAUUGAUAAAAAUGGAGUUAAAGAUAAAGAAAACAUACCACAAGAGAAAGAAAACAAAUGGAAUGCUAUAUCUGAAGCUUUUUUAGAUAGACCUCUUGAUUGUGGUGGGAUCGACGAAACCAUGUUUAGGACACGAAGAUUUUCAGGGUCUAAUUUUAUUAAGCGAGACAUCCUAAAGCUUAGAAAAAUAUAA
Parnassius apollo (apollo) is the source of this 1029-nucleotide messenger RNA. The record is from the annotation of a GenBank genome assembly. Lineage: Eukaryota; Metazoa; Arthropoda; Insecta; Lepidoptera; Papilionidae.